CUGUGGUUUUCCUCCCAGGGAAGAACUGAAAACACUGAAUUACUCAGUCUGGUGUACACAUGCUGCUGACUGCACAGAGGAGAGAAUAGUUCUCAUUUUAACAAACCCAAUAUCCCACAGAAAGAUCUGGAAUGAAGAGUUCUUCUCGCUCUCUGAGUGCAGUAACCAAACAAGGCAGCCAUGGCACAGAUCGAGCUAGAGCCAUGCCCACCACCUCCAGCUUUGGCAUGAAGGCUUCAAGAUCUACCAAUUCUCUUGCCUUUGAGUCUCGACUCAGCAAGCUGAAAAGAGCUAGCAGUGAUGAUAUGCUCACAAAGCCAAGUGGAAGCAUCCCCACAGCCAGGCUGAAGAAGACCAUUACUACAGGAGCCAUUUCAGAGCUUUCAGAACCCAGGCUAAGGGGCACUGCCGGAGGAAGUUCCGCAGCAAGACGCACAGGAAUACCUGCACCUCGAGACCUGCCUACGCCAAUAUCGAGAGAGAGGGCUGCUUUGCGUCCUCCCUCCCAGACUAAAAAAGUGCUAGUAAGCCCUUCCCAGCCCAAUGCUCAGAUCCCUUCAAAGAAUAUUCGAGCCCCUACCAGGCCUAAACAAGAAAAUGAACCCACAAACAAGACUGUCUUGGAGUCACAGGUCAAGGAGCUACUGGCUGAAGCAAAAACUAAAGAUUUUGAAAUCAGCAAGCUCCGUAGUGAACUACAGAAAUGUAAAGACAAGGAUUCUCCUAGUCCAGAGGUCCUCAAUGCACUAGACUCUUCAGCUGAAAUCCACCCUAUGCAAAGUAGUAACUCUGAGGCAUUCAUAAGGACACUUCAAGAGAAAAACACAAAGUUCCAACAUGAGCUCUCCUUGCUCAGGAAAGAAAAUGAAGAAUUAAAGCAGAAAUUGUUUUCUUUAGAACAUUCUCCUAUUUCAGAUACCAUAACCAGCAACGGUACAGAUAGCAGCCUUUUGUCGCCAUUGACUCAUGGAGCAAGUAUUGGGAGCAAGUUAAAGAGCCCUAGAGCAGGGGAAUCUGAAGAUUGUAGGUUUCCAGGAAGUGAAAAUGUUUUGCAUAUAUCUGGGUCCUCAAGUAGUGAUGUCACUAAAGCAUCUCUUUCUCCUGAUGCAUCUGAUUUUGAGCACAUUGUCGAUGUGCCCUCUAGACCAGCUUCCUCAGGAAGCAUACCUUGUCAGGGCUCAAAAUGUUCUACAAGUGGUAGUUCCCCAAAUAAUAUCAGUGACCUUUCUGUAGCCUCUCUGACUGAAAGGAUACACAAGAUGGAAGAAAACCACCACAGCACAGCAGAAGAGCUCCAGGCAACUUUACAAGAACUAUCUGACCAGAAUGUUAUUGUACAGGAGCUGGCGGUGGAAAGUGAGAAGUUAGUUGAGGAGAAAGCUUUUCUGGAGAGUUCCUUGCAACAGCAAAAACAAAGAGUGGAACAGCUUUGCCAAGAGAAUGAGAAAUUGAUGGGAAUCUUGCAAGAGAGAACCAAGAAGGAAGAAUCAGAGGUUCACAGCAAGCUCUCUGAGGUGGAGAAAAAAUAUGCUGAACUUGUUGAAAAUUCACAAUUUGAAAGAGAGAAGCUGCUGAACAUUCAACAGCAAUUGACCAGCAGCUUAAGAAGUUUAGAGAAAGAACAUAAUGAGACACAGGUGAUGAUCAAAAGGCUUCGAGAGGACACUGACAAAUUACAAAGUUUACUUGACACCGAAAAAAAAGAUAAAAGCAUCACGGCUAAGGCUCUAGAGGAACAGAACGUUGUCAUCGAAGGUUUAAAAAUCGAGAACAGCUGUUUGAAAUCUCAGCUAGAUGGGGAGAGGCAAAUGGUUGUGGAAAUCACUGCAAUGGGAAACAAUACUGGAAGCUCUGAGGUCCAGGAUAUGCUGAAAUCUGCCCACUCGGAAAAAGAACAUCUAGAAUUAACGUGUUCAGAACUUCGACAAGAGCUGCUCAGGGCCAACAGCGAAGUUAAGCAGUUGCAGUGUCUUCUAGCUAAGGUGGAGACAGAGUGCCAUGAGCUGAAACAGCUGGGGGACCAACGAGAGGAAGACCUGAAAUUGGAAAACUUGAAACUCACGAAAAAGGAGGGUGAGAUUAAGGACAUGAAAGACACAAUUUAUGAGCUGGAGGACCAGGUGGAGCAACACCGGGCUGUCAAUCUACAUAACAACCAAAUGAUCAGUGAUCUGGAAAACAAAGUUUCCAAGUUGGAAGAACAAAAACAAGAUAUGGAAAGGCAGCAGAAACUCCUCACCAAGCAGAUGAAGGACGAUGCUGAGGAGUGGAAGCGUUUUCAGGCAGACUUGCAAACAGCGGUGGUGGUGGCCAAUGAUAUAAAGUGUGAAGCCCAGCAGGAGCUACGGAGUGUGAGACGGAGGCUGCAGGAUGAGGAGGAGAAGAGCUCCCGCCUGCACAGAGAGCUGGAGGAGAUGCAAGGCAGCAGGCAAUCACUUUGUAAAGAGGGCACUGACGAUGUAGACAGCGGAACACAGUGGCAAAGUAUUGACCACCCGCAAGCACCAACCUCUUCCACUGAACCUCCUGCUAAAGUCAAGUCUCUAAUCAAAUCAUUUGAUGUGGGUCAAGGUGUUGGUCAGAAUAUGCCAGUACAUUCUGUUGCACGUAGUCCAUUAAGUGGAAUUCCAGUAAGAACUGCUCCAGCUGCAGCAGUAUCUCCGAUUCAGAGGCUUUCGGUUUCCAGCCAUACGAAACUUCAAGGCAAAGACACGGAGCGGCAGUUAGACUUUCCAGUAAAAUUGAAAGACCAUGGAGAAGACUUCACUCCAGAAAGAUAUCCUGUUAAGAGUCCCUCUCUGGAGUCUCUUAACACGCAUUCCCCUAUCAGUUUUGGAACUAGAAAUACAUCCCUUUCUCUAGACACCUGGGUUCCACACAGUAAAAUCAGUGUGGAAAGGAAGGAUCCGCUAGCUGCCUUAGCCAGAGAAUAUGGAGGAUCCAAGAGAAAUGCUCUGCUGAAAUGGUGUCAGAAGAAGACAGAAGGCUAUACGAAUAUUGAUAUUACCAACUUUAGCAGCAGCUGGAGCGAUGGUUUGGCGUUCUGUGCUCUCCUCCACACAUACCUACCAGCUCAUAUCCCAUACCAUGAGCUUAACAGCCAAGAUAAGAAGAGAAAUUUAAUGCUGGCAUUUCAGGCAGCUGAAAGUAUAGGAAUCAAACCCAGCCUGGAGCUGAACGAGUUAAUGUUCACAGACCGCCCGGACUGGCAGAGCGUCAUGCAAUAUGUUGCACAUAUCUACAAGUAUUUUGAGACUUAGAAGGACGUCAGAUCAUGAUAACAACUACCAAGAAAGCACAGAUUCACUUUAAAGUUCAGGUUUUACACAUGUGCAGGAGCUAUGCACUAAAUACUUGCCAAAGUACAUGCAAAGAAAAUUUGGUGAACUCCAGUCAUUGGAGAAGCCCCCGAUUCGCCAUGGGACGAGGAAUGUCCAUCAAAUAUUACUUGCAGUAACUCAUUAUUCCUGCUAUUAACUAUUCGGACUAAUAGCUAACAGCAUGUGUUAUGCAAUUCUGGCCUUAUUGCCGCUACAUCACUGUCCAUAAUGAACUUGUUUCACAUUACAAAAUGUCGCAUGUGACGUAACACUGGCGAUUGCUGCCCUACAAAAGGAGUAAAUUAUAAUUACUCUGCCACACCAAGGACACAAAUAAAACAUUUUAGUAUGUUUUUGAAAUUCACCAAUUCCAAAACGUUUAAUUAGAAGUUUGGAGAUAUUACUAGUAAUACAACAUAUUAUAAUUAUUUUC
Molecule: messenger RNA, 3753 nt
Organism: Pelobates fuscus (common spadefoot toad)
Lineage: Eukaryota; Metazoa; Chordata; Amphibia; Anura; Pelobatidae
Gene: SPECC1
Product: sperm antigen with calponin homology and coiled-coil domains 1
Exons: 15
Coding region: 132-3260 (1042 amino acids)
Biological process (GO): actin cytoskeleton organization
Cellular component (GO): filamentous actin; microtubule organizing center
Molecular function (GO): protein binding
Source: RefSeq, a predicted model, not a curated record